Raphanus sativus (radish) is the source of this 1221-nucleotide messenger RNA. RefSeq names its product mediator of RNA polymerase II transcription subunit 15a-like. Bases 120 to 1022 code for a protein of 300 amino acids. NCBI's taxonomy places the organism in Eukaryota, Viridiplantae, Streptophyta, Magnoliopsida, Brassicales, Brassicaceae. The record is from RefSeq and is a predicted model, not a curated record. Gene Ontology annotation, molecular function: transcription coactivator activity; chromatin DNA binding. The transcript is spliced from 10 exons. Gene Ontology annotation, biological process: regulation of DNA-templated transcription.
GUUGUUCUUCCGCUCUUUGGUUUCCUUUUCCUUCGCUGUAACGCUGCUGAGUCAGUCGCCCACAACAUUGACCUCGAAACUUCGAAAAUCUCAUCGUCGAUUCAAGGAUACACUUAACGAUGGGGCCUUCUUGUCCCAAUGGGGAAACUGCGGUUGACACAUUGGACUGGAGAACUCAAUUGCAAUCUGAUGCGCGUGAGAGCAUUGUCAACAUGAUAACGGAAGCACUAAAGAAACAACAUCUUCCAUUUGCUGGACCAGAGGGAGUCAACGAGCACAGGAAAAUUGCUUCCAGAUUUGAGGAUAAAGUUUUCAACAGUGCUGCUAACUUGAAUGAAUACCUUCGGAAAAUAUCCUUAGAGGUGCUGACGAUAGAAAACACGGUUAAGAGUGCAGCUGAUCCUUCGAUACCUAUCCCUGAUGCUAAUAACACCACACCCUUCAAUUCGGUCGGUAAGGCUAAUGUCGAUGUAGGAAGCCUAAGGGACAAUAACAGUCUGAGGCCUUCUUCUCUUCCCAACAGAGAACCUGCCUUGGACACAGGAGACUGGAGAACUCAACUGCCACCUGCUGCUCGCCGGAUGAUUGUCAACAAUAUAACGGAUACACUAGUGAAGCACCAUUCCGGGACAGAGAGGACCAACGAGCUCAGGGGUUUUGCUGCCAGAUUAGAGGAGAAUAUUUUCAACAGUGCUGAUCACCAGAUCGAUUACCUUCGCCAAAUAUCCGCAAAGAUAUCUCUCCUUGCUGCAAACAACAGCCUACCAUUGGAUCUAGGUAAUGUUGCCAUAAACAGAGGUGACUGGAGAGCUCUACAUCCACCAGGUUCACGCCAGAAGAAUGUCAACACGCUAUUGGAAACACUGAAGAAACAUGUUCCGUAUUCUGGGGAAGAAGGAAUCGAAGAGCUCAUGAGAAUUGCUGUCAGCUUCGAGGAGUUAAUUUUCAACACCGCGAAAAAUCAGGUAGAUUACUUGAGCAAAUUAUCCUUAAAGAUGCAGACUAUGGAAGAGGGAAGCUAAGUCAAAUAAUGGGAGUUUUCAAAGCGGUUUAAAACUUUCUAGGAAAAGCUAGUCAUAUACAUACUUGUACAUAAAGAAAGAAACCUUGAAGAGUUAAAAAGGAAAGGCAUGAAAAAACAUGUCAAGUGUAUACCAUUGGGGCCAUUUCUGGUUUCUCCAACAUCAAUUGAAAAAGUCAUUAUUUAGCUUAUUUGCUAUC